AUGAAUUUUUCAAAUUUUGAUUUAUUUUCUCAACAAUUCUAUUUUAAUAUAAAAAGUUCUUAAAUAAGGUAAGGAACAUUAAGUGGUUCGUUAUUUUCAGUCCUAAUAAUCGGAUUAACUACCUACUAUUUCGUGUAUCUCUUGAACUAAUACAUUAAUAAUCUAAUAGCUCCUACCUAUAAAGUGCAAAAUUACACAAAUGAUGGGUCUAUUGAUCUUGAAUUAUAGGAGGAUCUGAUUGCUUUUAGAUUCGAAUCUGAUUACAAUCUUAGUGUUGAUGUAUUACAAUAAAAAACCAAUUAAACUUACAUCGUUUACAUUGCCUACUUACUAUAUUUAUAAAAUAGCAAUUAUAUCUAUAUACCUUUAGAUAUAAUAAAAUGUUCUACUCCUGAUUUACUAGGUUAUUAUUGCUUAGAUUACUCAAAAAUAUCUAACUAUACUUUAGUUUCUAACGUAAAAAAUAACAUAUUGUCUUAGAUAUAGCUAAAUAUUUAUGGCUGCCACGACUUGGACUAUUAUAAAACAACAAUUCCUGAUAAUUGUGCAAGCCAAGAAAAUAUAAAUAAACUAAUAAACGGUAUAUUCGCCUCUUUGAAGAUUAGAAUUAAAACUUCUUAAUAUAAUACAACCUCUAAUUAAUUAGAAACAAGUUACAGGAGUAGUCUAAUUUAUGGAUUAAGUAAUCAGUAAAUACUAACAACAGUAAAAAUAUUAGAAUAAAAAACUAAAGUUAAGCAAGGAAUUUUAAUUUAAUCAUCUUCUAGUUUUAGUUCACCUGUCUAAUAUAAUAUAGAAAAUCUAAGUCUAGAUAAAGAAUCUUCAUUUUUAUUAGCUGGUGUUUACCAAUUUAUGUAAGUAAACAUUUUGCUAGAUGAAAUGUUUCAAAGUGUAGAAAUUUAAUUCCCCUCUUUGCCUUAAAUAUUUUCAUAUGUUUAUAGUUUUUUCUCAAUGAUGAUGAUUGUAGGAUUUAUAGCUAGAAAAUUCUCUCUAAGUACUAUUAAAAAAGAUUUUAUAAUGCUCUUUUUGUAGAACUAUUACUAAGGCAUUUAUUUGCAAAUUUCUAAAGACAUAAAGCUAGUAGAAUAAAAUGAUCAAUUAAACCUGCAACCUCAGUAAACAAUCAUAAGUCAUCAUUAAAAUUCGCAGGUUUAAUACAACGAAGAAGAAUGCGAUGAAAAUCAAAUUCAAGAUGAAAUCGAAAACCAAUAAGAAUUAUUUAAAAAUUGCCUUCCAUCUAUUCCCUUUUAAUAAAAGCUAGUAUUAGAUUAAAAAUGUAAAACUCGAAAAAUAGAAUUCUUAAAGGCAGAAAAUUAAUCAAUUAGCACAUUAGAUCAAAAUAAUACAAGUAAUUAGCAUAAUAUGCUUUAAUAAUAGCAGCAAAUAUAAUAAUGCGAUGUAAUCGAAUCAAAUACUUUCUAGAGAGAAUCAUUUGAAAAUAGUAAAAAUCAUUCUAAUUAAAAAAUUAUCAAUUAAAUAAAUAACAAACCGAAAAAGAAAAGUAUUUAGAAAACUAAUCUAAAUUUGAGUGAUCCUCAAGAGUAAACAUUACAUAUUUUAUCACCUUCAAAAUAGAUAUAAGUGUCAAAGAAUAGUAAUUAAUUUCUCAAUAACAUUCAAAAUGAUAGAAAAAAAACCCCCUUGAUUUAAAAUAGUUUUAAUACAUCUAACACCCCCACUAUUUUAAAUGUGAGAAACAUUAAUAAUGAAUAAAAUAAAGAUUUUAGAAAAGCUCUCUUAUAGUUGCAAGUGAGUAAAAAUACAAAUAUUUCUACAAAAAUUGAUAAAUUUUUAUUUGGCUGCAGGUGUUGGAAGCCAAAAAAAAUUACAUAAAAUUUCAAUUCGAAUUAAUUAUAAAAAAUAGAAAAUUAAAUUGAUAAAGAACUUGAUAUUUUUAGAAUUUACAAAGACAUUUUGUUUUUGAAAAAAGCUGUGUAUAUUAUGCUAAGCCAGGAACAGUUAGCAGCUUUAUAAUUAAUCGGAUGCAGUUCAAAUUUCCUUGAUUUAGAUUUAAACCAACUAUCUGAAAGUAUAAAAAAGCAAGAUAAAAACUUAAACUACUAUGAACAAUAGUUAGCGAUUUCUUUAUCUGAUGAACUUUAGUGCUAAAUUUCCUCAAAAUUUUUAGAAAAGUGUCAAAAUAAUAAAUUCAAUUUAGAUAAGAUUGAUUUAAGAAUACUACAAUCAAUACAAAACGAAUUUGUUCUUUGA
Molecule: messenger RNA, 2211 nt
Organism: Tetrahymena thermophila SB210
Lineage: Eukaryota; Ciliophora; Oligohymenophorea; Hymenostomatida; Tetrahymenidae
Product: AMP-binding enzyme family protein
Exons: 3
Source: RefSeq, a predicted model, not a curated record